CCUCACUAUGCUGCCUGCCGGUACAAAUCCAAAGACAUGCGCUUACUGAUUCUUCUGCGCAUGGGCAACAAAGACAAAAUGUCACCCCUGUGCCCUCACGCCACCCCCAAAACGGCCCGGUCACCAGUACCAGACGAUUUUUUGUCAACGGCUCGUAUGAGCUAAACACACCCCAAAACACGGCAACAAAGCUCAGAAUACGACAAUGGUUCACUGAAGAGAACCUCAGGAAGCCCUCGGAGCAGCCGGAAUGGCUGACAAAAAUGGGGGUGCUGAACCAUGCGCAACAUGGUCGCAGGCAGAUUGCGCCAGAGAGGAGUCAGCCAGGGCUCAACCGGGCGAAUCGGGGGGACCGCGUUGGGAAUCCUAGACGGACGCCGUGA
Messenger RNA from Pyricularia oryzae 70-15, 383 nucleotides. RefSeq lists its product as uncharacterized. The transcript has 2 exons. The annotation marks the transcript as partial. The record is from RefSeq and is a predicted model, not a curated record. NCBI's taxonomy places the organism in Eukaryota, Fungi, Ascomycota, Sordariomycetes, Magnaporthales, Pyriculariaceae.